Messenger RNA from Durio zibethinus, 3539 nucleotides. RefSeq lists its product as uncharacterized. The record is from RefSeq and is a predicted model, not a curated record. NCBI's taxonomy places the organism in Eukaryota, Viridiplantae, Streptophyta, Magnoliopsida, Malvales, Malvaceae. Gene Ontology annotation, molecular function: protein binding.
CAAAAGGAGAAAACAAAAACCACCAUUUCUUUUGGCAAUUCUUAAAGAGACGGCUGUCUUCUAAGAUAAUUUUGUGGCUACCAGCUUAAUUACUGUUUCAAUUGAUGGGUUGGGAGGGCUUAUUACUGUUUGAUAAACUACUAUUAUAACGUUUAUGUUUAAACUGAUUAGGCAUGCCUACUUCAAUAACUAUUUAUACUCCAAGCUUCCAAGUUCCAACUCUUUAAACCUGUUUGAUAUUCCAUUGUCCGUUGACAUUCCCUCGUCUUCUGUUCCUUUUCUUUUAGCCACGUUGAUUCAGUUGAACUUUUCUUGCUUGUUCUGGCCUUCUCUUUUAGACAUGGAAUCAAGUGCCAAUAGUUGCAGUACAGAAGCCACAACAUCUGGUAUCUGAUGCUUUGGUUUGGUAGUUGGAACUGAACCUGGUCACCAUUUUGAAAUGGAUAGAAUUAGGAUGUCCCGUUUUAUUCUGUUCCUUACACUCCUUACUUCUGUUCUCGCGGUUACUUUUGGGGAUAGUUCAGCAGAUUCCUACUGGCUUCUGAGAAUUAAGUCGAAACUAGUUGAUUCUGCAGGAGUUCUCGAAAGCUGGUCUCCCGGAGCUCAUAUAUGCAGCUGGAAUGGCCUGACAUGUUCAGAUGAUGAAGCUUAUGUCAUUGGUUUGAACCUAUCUGCUUCAAGAUUGUCAGGUUCCAUUCCGCGUGAGUUCUGGAACCUCGUUUCUCUUGAAACUCUUGACUUAUCUAUGAAUUUUCUCACUGGCUCAAUUCCUCCUGAAAUUGGACAGCUUCAAAAUCUAAGGACACUGCUUCUAUAUUCAAAUAAUUUCUCUGGUAAAAUUCCUCCAGAGAUUGGCCUUUUGAAGAAGUUGCAAGUUCUUAGAAUUGGAGAUAACAUGUUGGCUGGUCAAAUUCCACCAAAUAUUGGGAACUUGACUGAGUUGAGGGUGCUGGGUCUUGCGUAUUGCCAAUUAAAUGGAAGUAUUCCUGCAGAGAUUGGUAACUUGAAGAAUCUGGUAUCUCUUGAUUUGCAGCAGAACGGUCUCAGUGGCCUCAUUCCAACAGAGAUUCAUGAAUGUGAAGAGCUUCAAAAUUUUGCUGCAUCAAACAACAACCUUGAUGGAGAAAUCCCUGCUUCCAUCGGGAAGCUUAAUUCGCUGCAAAUUUUGAACUUGGCCAAUAACAGCCUUUCUGGAAUGAUUCCUAUUGAGAUAAGUCGUCUUUCCAAUUUGCAGUAUUUGAAUUUGCUUGGAAAUAGACUAAAUGGAGAAAUUCCUUCGGAACUAAACCAUUUGGUUCAGCUCCGGAAGCUUGACUUGUCCAGUAACAACCUAUCAGGGAGCAUAGACCUGUUUAAUAUUCAAUUGCAGACUCUUGAAGUUCUAGUUUUGUCUAACAAUGCUUUGACAGGUAGCAUUCCCAAUAACUUUUGCCUUGAGAAUUCUAAUUUGCAACAACUUUUUCUAGCGCAAAAUAUGCUCUCUGGAGGAUUCCCUUUGGAGCUGCUGAACUGCUUCUCACUCCAGCAACUAGAUCUCUCCAACAACAAUUUUGAAGGAGAGUUACCACUUAGCAUCGACAAAUUAGAGAACCUUACAGAUCUCCUGCUCAAUAACAACAGCUUCAGCGGAAGUCUUCCUCCUGAAAUUGGAAACAUGAGUAACUUGGAAAAUCUUUAUCUCUUUGACAACACGAUCACAGGUUCAAUUCCAGUGGAGAUUGGCAAACUGCAGAGUUUGAGCACCAUCUACCUCUAUGAUAACCAGAUGUCUGGAACUAUACCAAUAGAGUUAACAAAUUGCACAAGCUUAACUGCUAUUGAUUUCUUUGGGAACUACUUCAGUGGUUCUAUUCCUGAAACGAUUGGAAAGCUCAAAAAUCUAGUUUUGCUUCAACUAAGGCAGAAUGACUUGUCAGGUCCAAUUCCACCAAGUUUGGGCUACUGCAAAAAGCUGCAGCAGGUGGCUUUAGCUGAUAAUAAACUAUCAGGGGUCUUGCCUGCAACAUUCAGAUUCCUUUCUGAACUGAGUACCAUUACGCUCUACAACAACUCCUUUGAAGGUCCUCUACCUGAAUCACUCACCUUUCUGAGAAAGCUCAAAAUAAUCAAUUUUUCUCACAAUAAGUUCAGUGGCACCAUCUUUCCCCUCACAGGUUCCAGUUUUUUGACUGCCUUGGACUUAACAAACAACAGCUUCUCAGGUAGCAUUCCUUCCAGGCUGUCCAUUUCAAAAAAUCUACACCGUCUCCGCCUGGCAAAUAAUCAUCUCACUGGCAACAUUCCUUCAGAAUUAGGCCAACUCAAGGAGCUCACUUUUCUCGAUUUAUCCUUCAACCAUUUAACGGGACAAGUGCCAUCUCGACUCUCUACUUGUCGAAAACUUCAGCACAUUCUUCUUAACAAUAACCAAUUCACAGGCAGGAUGCCUAGUUGGUUGGGGAGCCUACAAGAACUGGGAGAGCUACAUCUUUCUUCCAAUAAUUUCCACGGACAGGUUCCGGCCGAGCUUGGAAACUGUUCAAGAUUGCUUAAGCUUUCUCUUCAUACCAAUAAUCUCUCCGGCGAGAUCCCACAGGAGAUUGGAGAACUCACUUCUCUCAAUGUCCUCAAUCUGCAAAGGAACAAUCUUUCAGGUUCUAUUCCUCCAUCGAUCCAGCAAUGCAAGAAGCUCUAUGAAAUGAGACUUUCAGAAAACUUCCUCACAGGUUCAAUACCAUCUGAGAUAGGAAAGCUAACUGAACUACAAGUGAUCUUGGAUCUUAGCAAAAAUCUUUUGUCUGGUGAGAUUCCAUCAUCUCUUGGAAAUCUUUUGAAAUUGGAAAGAUUAAAUCUGUCUUUCAACCAACUUCAAGGAGAAGUUCCCUCUUCACUUGGAAAACUGACUAGCCUCGACAUGCUAAACCUGUCAAAUAAUCAUCUUCAAGGAGAACUUCCUUCUACCUUUUCAGGAUUCCCACUUAGUUCUUUCUGGGGUAAUGAUAAGCUAUGCGGCCCACCAUUAUCAUCGUGCAUGGAUUCAGCGGGUCAUGAAAAGAACAGUCUGUCGAGCACUGCAGUUAUUUGUAUUAUAGUGGCCAUUGUUUUCACUUCCACAGUUAUAUGUUUGGUGAUGAUUUAUAUCAUGUUAAGAAUCUGGUGUAAUUGGAGGAAAGUUUCAAUUUCCAACUCAUCAGAAGGUGCCGGCAUUGAACAAAUUAAAAGAGAAGAGAAAUGUAUCUAUGGAGAUGAGAAGAAAAGGAAAGGAGAGUACUGGAGGGUUAUGAACUCCAUGGCAUUGAUUCCUUCACAGAAUCAUGAGAGCAUGUCUUCAUCAUGCAUUUUUCACGUUAACAUGGAUACAAAAUAACUUGGCAUAGGAGAUAUGGUCAUUUCAUUCUUCAAAUCUUCUCGUACAAUUCUGUCUCUUCGUACGCUUCUUUUUCUUCAGCCAAAUAGAUGUGUUGUAAUUUAUAAGGCUCUACAGAACGGUUCAAGACUCACAAUAUUCAGUGUGUAUAUAUAAAAAAAAGUCAUCUUAACUCGUUAAGAUCAGACUAUUG